Molecule: messenger RNA, 370 nt
Organism: Diutina rugosa
Lineage: Eukaryota; Fungi; Ascomycota; Pichiomycetes; Serinales; Debaryomycetaceae
Gene: COF1
Product: cofilin
Exons: 1
Biological process (GO): actin filament severing; cell motility; actin filament depolymerization
Cellular component (GO): actin cytoskeleton; cytoplasm; actin cortical patch
Molecular function (GO): actin filament binding
Source: RefSeq, a predicted model, not a curated record
AUACGUUAUUUACAAGGUGUCUGACGACAAGACCCAAAUUGUUGUCGAGGAAGCUGGCCCUUUGGACGAUGGUACCCAAGCCGACUACGAAAAGUUUACUGAAAAGUUACCCGAAAACGAAUGCAAGUACGCCGUUUACUUGUUUGAAUACGAUAUCGGUAAGGGUGAAGGCUCCAGAUCCAAGUUGGUGUUUUUCACUUGGACUCCCGAUACUGCCCCUGUUAGAUCUAAGAUGAUCUACGCUUCCUCUAAGGACGCCCUCAAGUUGGCUCUUAAUGGUUUGUCUCUGGACAUCCAAGGUACCGACUUUUCCGAGGUUUCGUACGAAACCGUCCUCGAAAAGGUCUCUAGAGGUGCUGGCUCUCAUUGA